UCUACACGUACCGAUUUUAUCGGCCGACUUUCUCGUACGAUUUUAUCUGCGAGAGCUUGCUUGUCCACACGCAACGAUUUUGUCGUCGGUACAGGAAAUGCCUUAACCAAUCACUGUCCGAGGAAGAAUUCCCGCCCUAUGUAGCGUCACACUAUCAACAACUGUGAAAACAAAACUGUGCGGGAGUGAAUUUAGGCGACAAUAAUAAAAAUGGAUGAAGAUUUCCCGUUAAUUGCUACUGUAGCAACAUCUGCGAUUUUGAUCCUCGCUGCUGCUGCAGAAGAAGAAAAAAGAAAGCGUAUUUGAACGAGAAAUUGGGUGAAACGCAGAGAAAUUCAUGGAGCCCAUAAUACCCUGUUCCAAGAGCUGCGUUUUGAAGACAGGGUGGAAUUUGGAAAGUAUUUGCGAAUGAUGCCGUGCGAUUUUGAUUAUUUAUUAAACUUAGUGAGCAGCAAAAUUAAAAAACAGGAUACGAUUAUGCGUUGUGCAAUUUCACCAUCUGAGAGGCUGCAUGUUACUUUACGCUUUCUAGCUGGUGGGUGUUCCUAUUCAAAUUUACAGUAUUUGUUUAGAAUACCUAAACAAACAUUGUCAAGAGUGAUACCAGAAGUAUUGGAUGCUUUAUGGGAAUGCAUGCAAGAUUACAUAAAGACACCAAACACUGCUCAGGAGUGGCAAGCCAUAGAAGAAGCUUUUGCUGAAAAGUGGAACCUGCCACACUGUGUUGGUGCCAUCGAUGGAAAACACGUUAUGAUAAAAGCACCAGCAGGGGGUGGCAGCACUUUUUACAAUUAUAAAAGUUUCAACAGCAUUGUGCUGAUGGCAUCAGUUGAUGCAGAUUAUAAAUUUACAUUUAUUGAUGUUGGAUGUAAUGGACGAAUAUCAGACGGAGGAGUUUUUGCCCAAACAAGUUUAUUUUCGAUGCUAGACAAUAACUUG
Molecule: messenger RNA, 939 nt
Organism: Stegodyphus dumicola
Lineage: Eukaryota; Metazoa; Arthropoda; Arachnida; Araneae; Eresidae
Product: putative nuclease HARBI1
Source: RefSeq, a predicted model, not a curated record